Molecule: messenger RNA, 1674 nt
Organism: Bombyx mandarina (wild silkworm)
Lineage: Eukaryota; Metazoa; Arthropoda; Insecta; Lepidoptera; Bombycidae
Source: RefSeq, a predicted model, not a curated record
AAAGAUAUGGAAAAAAAUACAUCAAUAAGGUGGGCCCCAUUCAACAACAGGCAUAGAUUAGUCUCCAAAUUAGUCGAUUUAUAGAGUCGAACAGAUUUAGAUAGUGUAAAUAUCAUCUAUCGCAAACUGCUUUGUCUUGUGAUUUAUUCAUUCAACUGGACUAAAAAGACUAGUAUCCAGGCCACUAUGUAAACUAAAAGAAAAAUAUAAUUUAAUCAUGAUAAUCAGUAAAGUGUAAACACUACAAAACCAGUUAAGUCAGUGUUUUAUGGUAGGUACAGUAUUCUAUUCUGUAAUUAAUCGUUACGUAGGUAGAAACUUAAUGUUAGGCGUAUAAAUAUUCAAGAAAAAUGAAUAAUGCGGAUAACAGCAUUGAGUUUUCUGAAGUCAAUGAAAGAAAUGGAAACGUACACGAAGAAAAAAUACGCAAAGGUUGGGUACAAUUUGAUGACGAACAACAAACACCAACUGUUUCCCAUUCUGAAAAUGAAAUAGCAGUAACAAAAACACCACCUGUUGCUUCAACGCAAACCCCGGCACGUCCUACUGUUCCCGCUGUUUUGAAUACAGAAACAGUUCACGUGAAUCUUGAAAGAGGAGAUAAAAAUUUGGAAUCCAGUACUCAAUCAACUUUAACGAAAAAUGUUGAAUUCGUCAACGUACGCCAUGGGUUCUCGAAUGGUGACAUAAUAGUGACAUUGUUACCUGUUAACACUAAGUGGCCGUGGAUUACAGCAGCUCAGUUUAGGCCAGAAUUAGUACCUGAAGAAUUAAUGGCACAAGGCUUAACUUUGACUGUCGAGGAAUAUGUUCAUGCCAUGGAAUUACUAGUGAAUGAUGCUCGCUUUACCCUUUACAACAUAUGUUAUAAGAGAGUUCUUGUUUGUUGGAUUAGCCUUGCAUUUCUCGUGCUUUUGGCACUGCUGUUUUCAGGGUUAACAGGUUUGACCUUGUUUUCCUUAGGAGUACUGUGGCUCAUUUUCAAUGCUGCUGCUAUAUUUCUCUGUAUGUGGAUAAAAUUAAAAUUAUCUAAAGGAUUGGACCAAUGCCUGGCAAGAGUAAACAAACUAUUAAACAAACAUAAAUUGAUUUUGGCCUUAGAUGAUAGGGGUAAAAUUUCAUGUCAUAAAGUGAACUUGUGUUUCAUAUAUUUUGACUCUGGCCCUUGUAUUAUGCACAUACAACAAUUCAUUGACAGUGAAGAAGGAAAAACUAUAAUGCAAGGUUGGGAGCAACGACUAGAUAUUACUACUAAUGACAUAGUUAUUCAAGGGAGCCAAACUACUAGGUUAUCACGUAAACAGGGUUUAGAAGAGCAAGUUUUCUACCGAUACCUGCAGCGAUGGGGCAAGGACUAUUUGCGUCGUCGACUCGAUUGGACAUUAGAUGAGGAGGGUGGCAACCCCGCGGCGCCCCGCCAUUUACCUUUAGCACUGUGCCCCUGCCAGUAUGUUGAAGAGAUAUUGCGGAACAAAGAACCUAAAGAUACGAGAGCUUGUUGUCCCCUUUGCAACGAUUGGCUCAGGCGCCGCGGUCUUGAUUGACCAAACACCUACUUACACGUUUGGAACGGGGCGCGCUUCUAUUUUUACGUUACGCUGCAAGAUGGGGCGCGUAUGUUCUCAAAAACAGAUUGAAUCUCGGUACGAAUGUACCUGGCCGACACGGACAUAA